Molecule: messenger RNA, 7689 nt
Organism: Patella vulgata (common limpet)
Lineage: Eukaryota; Metazoa; Mollusca; Gastropoda; Patellidae
Product: glucocorticoid-induced transcript 1 protein
Exons: 8
Coding region: 183-1565 (460 amino acids)
Source: RefSeq, a predicted model, not a curated record
UGCUAUGAGAAUCUGCAAACUCGGUAUUCAUUGUGUUGAAACUGAGAGUGACUGUGGGGGAUACAAUAUUUCACGUAGUUCUACGUUUUCGUAAUUUAAGUUGUAUAGUAUUAUAAAUAUAUUCAAAAGACUUUGUACUGCUAUUACUAAAUAGUUCAAUUCCCUAAUCGAACAAAUGAAAUAUGUCAGGGCAGCCGUCACAGAGAGUUCGACGGAAUGGAUCUCCCUCUCACUCUCACACGAAAACAGGACCCAUUAAAGCUGUUAAAGCGUUUUCGUUCAUCAAGCAUGGGAGCCCAACAAGAAGUCUGAAUUCAGCUUCCCCAACUGCAAAUGUUGGCACACAGAAAACAUGGCCCAGAAAGUCACCAGACAUCAGGGCAUCACCAGAGAGACGAAGCCCCUGUUCACCAAGUUACAAAGAUAAAUCAAAAUCUCGCCAAAGUCCAAUUCACACAUUAAAAAGAACAAAUUCGUUGGACACACUUGGGCCAUAUUUAACAGGACAAUGGCCGAAAGAGUCUUGUAUUAACAUGCUACACCAUUAUCAAACUACUGGUGUAUUUAUGUUAGACAAAUCGACACAGACCCCAGAAGAAUGGGAUUUAACUCCAAGCAUCGACUUACAGAAGAUUAAGGGACACAAAAGAUCUGCUUCGUUUGGCCAAGGUGAUCAAUUAAAGAAAGAGUUUAUAAAACAACAAUUACAACAGCUGCGGAAAAAAGAAAUAAAUAAACACACAGAAUCUGCCAAACAGCACAGACAAAGUCCAGUACAAGGCAACCACUCAGCCCUGUCUCUUACAGCUCCACCAACUGUUUUUGCCCAAUCCAAGGCCAUCCAUAUUCCAGCAUCACACAUUCCGGUAAAAACUCCCAUGUCUCGAUACCAGCGUAAUAGUGUUGAAGGUUUAAACAUAGAAAUAGAAAAAUUGUGGUCCAAAGAAGUACACUUUAUGGGAUGUGAUAUAGAAGAUAUGGAAACAUUUCGUGAAAUUCCUGAUGGCCAUCGAGCUCCUGUUCCUGAAAUUCAAAGAAUCCCUUGUACAACCAGAAGUGUAGAUACACAAACCCCGUCCAGUAACCAUGAUGAUGGUAGAAAUAGUAGUUUGGCUGGUAGAUGUGAAUCAAUCAGUCCAGCCAUAAAUAUUAUACUCGGUCCUAUGGAUUUAUCUCAACCAUCUAGUCGAUCACAGUCUUUAGAUAGUAAAUCAGAAAAGGCAGAGAGUCAAGAAGAAUCUCCUGAACCUGCUGUUUCAACAUUUCCAACCAGUCCAAUGCCUGAAAAAUUCCCAGCCAGUCCUAAGCCAGAUAAUUCAUAUGAUUUUGUUCGUGAGCCACCAGAUGGUUGUGAAAAAAUAAAAGCUAUUGAAGAAUUUCGACAAACACCAGAAAAAGAACCAUCAUUCUUCUGUCCAGUAAAACCUAACCAGUUUGUAUUUAAGCCUAGUAUAGGAUCUGCCUUUUAUCCAGCUUUCAAACCUCUUCUAUCUUCUACUCAGGAAACUCCUCUUCGAAGUUCAGCUCUUGCCACCAAUACAGCUACAAGUAUAGAGAGUUCAUGAUUCUAGUGUGUAUGAGAAUGAAGCUAAGGCAACACAAAUAAAAUAAGUUGUUUCUCGGGCACCACCCGCACGCAAAAUUGUUUGCGCGUGCGGCCUAUUUAUUAGUCUUGAUGAAAAAUAAAAAAUAUGUAACGCCCGCCCGAACAUCGAUAAGCAAGUCAUAAAAAUGAAUAUGCUGCAUGUAUCUACAUGCCCCAUACGUGAAUAUCCAUUCAAAUGUAUUAGUUAUUAGUUGUUAGUUAAAUUUAAAUAGUCAUUCGAUAUAUACCCCAGAUAGAACACCGAAUAUCCUCAGAAACACACCGAAUAACCUGAGAAACAGUCAUUUCCCGAAUCCCGAUGACACGUGACAUGCAUUGGUUGGAAUUAGGUCAAUCAUUAUAAACCAGCGAUACUAGAUUUAGAUCGAAGUGUCGUUUACCGUGAUGAUUAUUUUUGAUACACAUGCUGACAGAGGCUUACUCUUUAAAAUAUUGUCGUUAUUAUGGACAGCUAUUAAUAGUUGUACGGAAUUUUAUUUUAAACCAAUUUCAAUUAUGGUUGUCACCAUUACCAUUAGUAAGCUACAUUACGUGAAUUAAAUAUGGAAAAUUAUUUUCCUUUCAGUCAGUGUUCAGUGUUUGAGUAGACUUGAUUUUUGGGUUAUGUUCUAAGUAUGUAUAAUAUAUAACAGAAAGCAAAACCGUAGACAAGUAAUGACUUUCUCAUUAAAAAAAAAAAAAAAAAUACAAGGCCGCCCUCCCGCCCCAACAAUUUUCAACUAUAGGCAAAUUUGAUUUUUCACCAUCCUCUAGCCAGAAAUGAGGUAAAAAAAAAAUAAACCGCCCCCCCCCCCUACAGUUUCAGCUGUCAGUUGCCCGAGAAACAAGACAUUUAUUUUGUGUAGCCUAACCAUGUCUCAAUCCUAGUAUGUUUUAUCAACUUGUUCCAUCUUUUACUCCGUCAAUUAUUAGUUAAAUCUGAUUAUCUUUAAGUAAAUAACUUUUACAUAUCUUUUAUUAAAUACGUAGCACAGCUAGUUGUGUCUUCCCAACAUUUUGGAUUGAUUCUAUUUUUCCUGAAACCAGACCUUUGAUGAUGGGACAGCUGAUGCUAUUGAGCUGUGGUGAGCGUAAGUCAGUAAUGAACUUUUGCAAACCAGCAUUAUGCCAAGUUGAAGUUAACUAUAAUAGAGCUUUAUGAACUGCUGUAAUACAUAGGUAUCGAAUUCGCAUGGCUAUAAACUCCUUUCAACUGUCUUUUAAUCAGACAUAGGUUAGUCAAGAGGGUAUGAUAUUGAUAUAUAUGAUUUAUUGAACUGUUUUAAACAAUUAUUAGUGCUUUAUAACUUAUUGUUCAGAUUUUAUUAUUAAAAGAAAAAUUGUUUUCAAGCCUAUUCUAGAAGAUUAGAAUGGGUAUUACUAAAGACCAUCAGUAAUAAUUACACAGCACAAACAUUUUAUGCUUUACAGUGUAAAACUUGCCAGCAGUUUUUCAUUCAAGUGAAUCUUCCUAUAAGUAAACAUAUUAAUCCUGCCUCAACUAGAACUUAUAAUUAUUUAAUGUAUUUUCUUCAUAAUUGUUGAUCUGAAGUAUUCUCGUACUAAAUGUUGAGUUAAUUAAACUGUUGGAUUUUAUUAAUAAUUUAUCUUCCAUUAUAUCAAAGAGAAUGCAAUAUCAUUACACAUACUACUAUGUCAUUGAACACAGCCAGUCAAUCAUACAUCCAUCUUGUAUAAAUUCAAUCCUCUUUCUCAACUAUGGUAAUUAUCAAUAUCACUGAAUUAUUUUAAAAAAAAACUCACAACAGUUUGUUUCAAAUUCUUUAUAAAAUAGUCAAUACGUUGAUUUCACAUUUCUCCAUUAUACUGGAAAAUAAAGGUAUUAACAUUUUUUUGUGGGGGGUAUUAUGAAAUAUUGAUCUUUUGACAUAUUCUAGAGCAGGGGUGGACAACUGAUGAGAAAAUAAUUUCAUAUGAAAGAUUUGGCCAAUUUUAGCUUGCACACUUACAAAGGUUACUCAAACUUUCUGAAUUUGACACAAGUGAACAAAACUUCUAUUGAGCAGACACAUCUUUAGAUUUUGGCCAUCAAGUUUGGUAUGAAUAUCUGGAAUUCAGUUGAAACAUGAUCUUCAUUCACUCAUAUUUAAAGCAUUUAUUUGUUCUUCUUACUUUACAUGUUAAUUUAAUAUGUUAGUAUAUAUCCCGGUUCUUUUAUUUUAUGAAAGUAACACAACUGUAUAUUUGAUUAUAAUCAUUCUAUUUGAGAUAACUAGUUAAGUAUUUAUUAGUAAAUUAUAGUAAAUAUCUGUUUAUUUAAAUAAUAUAGUAUAUACUAUAAUUAUGUACUAUAAAGUCAUUGUUAAUAUAAAUGUAAAGCUGAGUAUUAUGAUUCUUUGAUAAUUGAAUAUACAAUAUCCCCAGUAACCAGAUAAAUAUAAUUGUUAUCUUUGAUAACAUAAGUCAACUAUUAGAUAACUUCUUAUAUGUCAUAUGUUUGAAUGCAAAUGUUAUUACAGCUUAUUUACCAAUAUUACAAUUGCGUAUGUUUAUAUGUAAACAAUCAAACUAUUUUAUGUAUUAUGGUAUUGUGACUGGGGGAACAAUGGCAAACUAUUUUACUCAAAAUACAGAUAGAAAAAAGUUCUAUUUAUAUGUCUCCAUAUUGAAUAAAAAUGGCAUAUUUUUAAAAAUUACCUGUUUAGAUAUGUAAAAUAUUCCCAUAUUUUUCUUAGACAUUUAAAAGAUUUAUUCUACUCGAAUUAAGAAUUCUCUGAAUUCAAGGCGCUGUUAUUGAACUUGUUAAACGAAUGUAAGUAGUAUUUGUUUCUUAAAUUUAUAUUUUUGAGAUGGUUAUGUUAAUCCAAUUUCAACUGUUAUUUGUUCUCAUAUGAAAUAGAAAAAAAAAUGGAAUAAAAAAAAAAAAAUCUUUUAAAUAAAAAAAGUAGACAAUCAAAAAUAUUGAUUUUGUUAUACUGCUGUAUGUAUAAAUAUGUUAUAUAGAGUGUAUUACAGAUGUUUUCUUUAUCAAUGUUUAAUAACUUCACAUGAAAUAUAAAUUGAAAAUAUACUAUGAAAAUAUAUUUGACAAACUUGUAGAGUUGAAUAUAUAUUCAUUUAAAAGUCAACAUACAUUUGAAAGUAUUCAAGAGCUUUCUAUAUUUCAAAUGCAUUGAACUGAAUAUUUAAUGAUUAAAAUUAAUAGUUGAUUGUUUCUGUCAAAUAGUUUUUUACUGUACAACUCUUUGAGUAUUAAUCUAAUUAAAUAGUUAUGUUUAUAUUUGAUAUAGAACAAUUAUCGUGUUCUACAUCUGAUAUAUAAUCAAUGUACUAUAGCCCCACCCCCCUUUUCAACUGUGUGAUAACCAAAGCCAAAGCCAAAAACAUUUUGUAACACUUAACAUUUAAUUUGUCAUGUGGCCUUCUAUAUAUUACAUGUAUUUACAAAUGAAACUCUUAUAUAUACUGAGACCCAAUGAAAACAUACCACUUUAUAAAUGGGUGAUUGUAAAUCUUAUUUGAGAGAUACAUGUUUUAUUUUGCAAUUCUUAAUGUAACAAGACCAGAUCGUUUGUGAGAAUGAUGUUUUUACUAUGGCAUAAAAACACCACAGAACAAUUCUCUCAAAUACAAAAAAUUGAAUUUGAGGAAUGUUGAAAAUCCAAUUCUAUUUUGCGAACAUGGAGUAUGGAAUGUUUUUUUUUUUUUUUUUUUUUUUUUUUUAUUUUUUUUUAUAAAGGCUAGGGUCGGCUAGGGUCAGUACAUCUCCUACAAUACUUUGUGAGAAAGAACAAUAUGCUAAGAGGACAUUUGAACUCGGAGACCGUGAUUUGUGUCUAUUCAUUGCAGGAAGCAGCAAUGUUGAAUGGUGUGUGUUUCUACUAGAGGUGGACAAACUUUUUACCCCCAGUGAAAUCAGUGUUGUGUUAUUAUUGUGUCUCAGUAUAUUAUUAUUUGUAUUUUGUUGUAACUAAAAAAAAAUUAAAGGUCUAAAAAGGUAAGAUAUUGUCAGUCAGUCUGGUUUCUGCAUAUUUUUGUAAGAAAUGCAAUGUUUGAACCAUCCGUCAACUCGAAGGAAUAAGCUAGUAAAAAAAAAAUUGUUUUGGAAAACAAUAUGAAGGCAUUUUGUUUGAUUGCCUGUCAACUUAUCUUCUAUAAUACUCAUUGAAUACAAGGUUAUAUUUUACAAAUAUGGGAAUUACAGUCCUUUUGUUUUGUACGGAUGUUAAAAUGAAUUCUUUUAUGUUAAAAAAAUAUUAAUUUCUUAAGAUAAAUUUGCCUUUUCCAAAAAUAUAUUGUUAAAUGAAGUUAAUAAUUAUUGCUUACUUACAUAAAUCAAUUAUAAUUAAUUUUUUUUUCUUUUCAUAAAGAUAUUCACAUUCCUUAAUUUCAUUGAUUUUCGACCAAAGCCAUCUUCAAGUAACACAAACAGUUCAGUAACAUUCAUGUAUAGUAUUCCUAUUUAAACAUAUGAAAUAUAUAUUUUAUUUAUGUAUUAUUAAAAUUGGUGAUUAUUAUUAUUAUAUAUUAUUCAUGUGAGUUAUUUUCAAUUUCAAUUCAUGCCUCAGUGCAAUGGAUUACAGAUAAAUAUUACAUGAUAAAUCUGUUAAAUUCCCCGUGUUUUUUAUAAUCUUAGAACACAUCCAUCCCUAUAAAAUUAAAUUAACCUUUUUAUAAGCCCACAUUUAUGUCAGUGUGGGCUUAUUAUGUCGUCACCCGUUGGUCCAUUAGAGGCUACAGUAUUUGACAAAAAAAUUUCAACUUGGUUUGAAGCAUUGGGGUCAUGAGAGGACAAAUCCUAUCGAUUUUCGUCGUUCAUUGACCUUCACUACCAGAAUUGUGUCCCUUUGCUGAAAACUUUGUGAACAUGAUACAGGCUAUAUAUUUAAACAGAUUAUUUUCAAAUUUGGUGGGAAGCAUUCUGGUCAUGAUAGGACGAACCCUAUCGAUAUUCCAUGACUUUUCGUCCUGGAGUAAUCCUCCUUUGCAGAAAACCUUGUGAACGCUAUAGUCUAGUUUUUAUACGCCCACAUUUUCGUCACCCGGGAUGUCCAUUCACAUUUUGUUUUGGACACUCUACAGGUCACAAUUUUUAUCUGAUUUUGUCCAAACUUAAAAUAUAGGUUUACAUCCCAAAGAUCUCGGUUCCUUUCAAUAUCGGCAUGUAUCAGACCGUAAGUUCAUGAAUCCUGGCCCCUGAUUGUACAAAAAAUCACCUUUUUAUCUUCUCUGUCCAUCUCUUGCAAAGUGUGGGCGUAUCUUGCAUGGCAACCGCUUGUUUACAGAUUCUUUUUAAAAUUAGUGUGGGGGGUUCGGUGAAUGGUCUAAUGCAGGGAUUGAGUCAAGUAGCGUGAUUUUGAUUCCCAGCUUGUACGAGAUGAGGAGUAGGGUCGUCUAACUGCGUGGGUAUUCCAUGGGACCUCUGGUUUCUCCCACUACUAUAGACCCCUAAAUGCAAACGAAUUAUUGAAAUCAAAUUGAACCAUAUUUUAGUCCAAAAAUGCUGAAACGCUUGUGAAUGUAGAGGCUUUAGUUUUUAACCGAUUCUUUUCAAAUUUGAUGUAUUGAAAUUAAGCAUUCCUCGAUCUUCUGUACCAGAGUCAUUCCCUCUUUGCUAUAAACCUUGUGAACUGUUUCCUUUCAAAUUUGGUGGUCAGGAUUUGUCGAUUUUCAGCGUUCUUCUAAAUUCUGUUACACCACCGCCCCCCCCCCCAUACACACACACACAAACCCCUGCUGAGAAACUUGUGAAUGCAAUAGAGGUUAUAGUUUUCAAAAUAUUCUUUUCAAAUUUGGUGUGAAGCAUUGUGGCCAUAAUAGGACGAACCCAUCGAUACUCGGCCCCCUUUUGCUGAAAGCUUUGUUAACACGACAUUGAUGCUGUGUAGGCGUAUUGUCAUGCUUUAACUGGCUAUCUUUUCAUGGAAAAUGCCCUGUUUAAUUAUUAUUUCAAAAGGGGUUUAUUGAUAUGAUAAGUAAUACAUGAUCUUCAUAAAGCUGAAACUUAUUGUAAUAUUUGGAUAAGAUUAGCCUACUAAUUGUAAGUGAAGAUUGUAAAUGAAUGAAUAAAAUACAACUCAGAGUAGAACUUAAUAUAAUCUUAUGCUAUGAAUGUUUUAAUGACAAUAAAGUCUUAAAAUUUA